This is a messenger RNA of Acanthosepion pharaonis, 525 nucleotides long. The record is from the annotation of a GenBank genome assembly. NCBI's taxonomy places the organism in Eukaryota, Metazoa, Mollusca, Cephalopoda, Sepiida, Sepiidae.
AUGUUGAGCAGUGGGACUGAAGUGGUUCCAGCUGCAAACGCGAAUAUUCACUUUGUCCCUUGUCUCUGUGCCUCUCCCCCACUAUCUCCCCCCCUCUCUCUCUCUCUCUCUCUCUACUUUACAUUUUAUCACCUUCUUCUUCUUCUUCUUCUUCUUCUUCUUCUGCUUCUUCUUCUCUCGCUAUCUAUCUCUCUAUUUAUCUCUCGCAUUCUCUCUAAUUUUUCUCCCCCCCUUUCCUCUUAUUUCAUCCUCUCUCUUCGAGUCUUGAUUUCAUUUUUUAUCCUCUUUCUCUUCUCCCUAUCUCUCUAUCUAUCUAUCUAUCUAUCUAUCUCUUUUAUCUUAAUUCCUCUUCUUCCUCCUUCUUGUUCUACUGCUUCUCGUAUUUUUUGUAUAUCUUCUCUCUCUCUCUCUUUUAUUCCUUUCUCUUCACUUCACGGUCUUCCAAUUCUCUCUCUCUCUCUCUCUCUCUCUCUCUCUCUCUCUCUCUCUUUAUCCACUUCAUGUCUUCCCUCUUUCUUGUUCUAG